CUGGGCCAGAGUUGCCGGCGACGGGGUCUGAAGGUGAUGGCUCUCACUGAAGGCCUCGAGACGGCGUUUCUCGCUGUUCCUGCCGUCGCUGCCUGGGCCUCGGUCCGCUCAUCGUCAUGAGAGGAGACAGAGCCCUGAAGCAAAGAAAUCACAGAACAAGUAUUCAAGGGCCAUGCAAGCCAACUGUAGUCAACUGCACAGCCCUUCAGGUGCUGCAGGCAGUGAGGAUGCCUCAGCCUCCCAGUGUGUCCAAACAAGACUGACAGGAGAAGCUUCCUGUCUUUAUUCUGGAGAUGUUCAUAUCCAGAUAAGCUCCCUACCUAAAGAAUGUGCUGAAAAUCCAAGCUCCAGAAAUACAAGGUCAGGUGUCCACAGCUGUACCCAUGGAUGUGUACAUAGUCGCUUACGGAGUCACUCCCACAGUGAAGCCAGGCAACCUGAUGAUAGCGACACGGAGUAUGGAGAUCACGGCAGCAGCUCCUUCUCAGAAUUCCGGUAUCUCUUCAAGUGGUUGCAGAAGAGUCUUCCAUAUAUUUUGAUUCUGGGAGUCAAACUUGUUAUGCAGCAUAUAACAGGAAUUUCUCUUGGAAUUGGGCUGCUUACAACUUUUAUAUAUGCAAACAAAAGCAUUGUAAAUCAGGUUUUUCUAAGAGAAAGGUGCUCAAAGAUUCAGUGUGCUUGGUUACUGGUAUUCUUAGCAGGAUCUUCUGUUCUUUUAUAUUACACCUUUCAUUCUCAGUCACUUUACUACAGCUUAAUUUUUUUAAAUCCUACUUUGGACUAUUCAAGCUUCUGGGAAGUACUUUGGGUUGUUGGAAUUACAGACUUCAUUCUGAAAUUCCUCUUCAUGGGUUUAAAAUGCCUUAUUUUAUUGGUGCCUUCUUUCAUCAUGCCUUUUAAAUCUAAGGGUUAUUGGUAUAUGCUUUUAGAAGAAUUAUGUCAGUAUUACCGAACUUUUGUUCCCAUACCAGUUUGGUUUCGUUACCUUAUAAGCUAUGGGGAGUUUGGUAAUGUAACUAGAUGGAGUCUUGGGAUAUUGCUGGCUUUACUCUACCUCAUACUAAAACUUCUGGACUUUUUUGGACACCUGAGAACUUUCAGACGGGUUUUGCGAAUAUUUGUUACACGACCAAGUUACGGAGUCCCUGCCAGCAAGAGACAGUGUUCAGACGUGGAUGAUAUUUGUUCAAUAUGUCAAGCUGAAUUUCAAAAGCCAAUUCUUCUCAUCUGUCAGCAUAUAUUUUGUGAAGAGUGCAUUACCUUAUGGUUUAACAGAGAAAAAACAUGUCCACUGUGCAGAACGGUGAUUUCAGACCAUAUAAACAAAUGGAAAGAUGGAGCCACUUCAUCACACCUUCAAAUAUAUUAAGUUUUCAACUUAAUAUUAAGGCCACAAAACACUAAUUUUAUUUGGUUACAGUGACUACUGGUAAAGACAUUAGAAUGGAUUUUCAGGGCUGGAAGUUAAGGAAAAUGUUCCCAAAUGGUUUUAGAGUAUUACAGUUAAUACUUAAGUAUAUAGUCCAGUUUAUCAAAAUAUUAAAUGAAAGAUCCUAUAUUAUAUAAGUGAUGUUCAGUCAAAUGCAUAUGAAACAUUUAUUCUAUCCUUAUUUGACUUAUGAUGGCAGUGUUAAAUUGUAAAUGUGUUUUCUUGUUAAUGUUACCAAAAUGACAAUUGGGUAAUACAACUAGUGGUUUUACAGGAAUACAGGUAUUCUUUCCAGACAUUGUUUUCAGAAUAAAGAGUAUUUUUCAUAAUAUUUUAAGAUAUACAUUAUCUGAAAGUAGAAUUUUCUUUAGCAUUGACUUUUAUAAUUCCCAUUCUAAAAAUCUUAAAUUUUUUCCGAAAAUUUGUAUUUUUAAAUGAAAGCUAUAAAUGUUAUAUUUUACCUGUACAAUCAAAAUUUUCUAAGGAAGACUAAUUUACUGAGGAUGAAAUAUUUUAGUAUUGUUAUUCUCUGUAGUAUGAUUAGCAGUCAUUGAGAAUAAAAGACGAAUUCCUUUUCUUUGUGGACAUAAUACAUACAAUCCUGCUCUCAGCUUUAAUGUUCAUGAUUUUGCUUUUUGUAUAGUGCCAUGGACUUUCUUGAAUUAACUAUUAAAAUAAUUCACAUG
This is a messenger RNA of Budorcas taxicolor (takin), 2115 nucleotides long. RefSeq names its product ring finger protein, transmembrane 1 (gene RNFT1). NCBI's taxonomy places the organism in Eukaryota, Metazoa, Chordata, Mammalia, Artiodactyla, Bovidae. The transcript is spliced from 9 exons. Gene Ontology annotation, molecular function: ubiquitin protein ligase activity. The coding region runs from base 173 to 1369 and encodes 398 amino acids. The record is from RefSeq and is a predicted model, not a curated record. Gene Ontology annotation, cellular component: endoplasmic reticulum. Gene Ontology annotation, biological process: positive regulation of ERAD pathway.